This is a messenger RNA of Symbiodinium necroappetens, 2745 nucleotides long. The record is from the annotation of a GenBank genome assembly. Lineage: Eukaryota; Dinophyceae; Suessiales; Symbiodiniaceae.
AUGACUGUCUACCCGAUGACACUGCAUGGUCUGAGCGGGGGCGAUCUCGCUGCCAUCCACAAGCUCAGGUUGUCGUACCAGGUUGGUGUGUCAUUCGAGGAGCAGUACUUGAGUCCCAGCACGGAGAUGCAUGAAUCGCAAGGCGAUGCAUGGCUGUCUUUUGCCGCUCGUCGGCAUGUGAACACCCGGCCGCUCCAGGGCUUUGGUGCUUUGAAGAGCUUCACAGCCUUGCGCAGUGUGGCGCAAAGCCAGAUCGCUCGGGUCCAGGCGGCUAGCCAGUUGCAGUAUGAAGGCGGCCCGAAGCGCGAGCCUGGGGUGAAGCGAGAGCCUCAGGCUGCCCAAGUCAAGGAGGAGGGUUCGGAGUGCAAGGAGUCCGACGACGAGGACACUGCGUAUGCAUCGCCGAAGUCCAAGCAGAGACGUGUCAGCGCGCAGCCGCAGCUGGCGAUCGUGCACACACCCACAGCAGAAAAGGGGAUGCUGGCGACGGGGAAGUCCGAGAUAUUGAAAACACGAUCCGGAGUUGGGCGUGGCCGAGGUGGACGGGGAGGAGGGCGCGGAGCGGCGCAGACAGCUCUGGCGGAUGCACAAGAGAUGGAAGAGGCCCCCGCCCUCAUGGAUGCCGAAACCUUCCAGAAAGUGGAUCCAGAGAUGUUCCAGGUUGCGGAGAUGCAUGAAAGGAUCAGCGGCAAAUCCAGCGUUUCGUUUCAGAAUCUGGACGUCCUGCGAUUUCUCCAGGGAGAGAAGCUCGGGCAGUCGCUGGUUGGAGCCAGAAGAGCGUUGGCUAGUUUGAACGGCAGCUCAGAGGAACAGAUGCUGACAAGCCGGAUCUCCCUCUGCCAGGCGGCGCUAGACCUGUCCGGGAAGGUCGACAGUUUGUCCACCUCCAACUUGGUGCUGAAUCUCAAGAUUCUGGAGCCCGUGUUUGACACGUUCCCCUUCGCGAUGCAUCUGCGUGUUGUGCGGAGGCUGUACCAGACGAGGCUGCAGAUCAUCUUGCGUUUGGCAUCACCCAUGGAGCUGGACGACACAGCAGACGAUGCAAACGCGCUUGAAGCUAUGGUGUCCUCGCUGUGCCGUUCCUUCGCUUUCUGGGAUGGAACUCAGUCCGAAGCGACAGUCAUGGACCACGAGGCGCCCUCGUUCUACCCGCUCUACGUGCACCUCAGGAAGCGCGCAGAAGCCUUGGGUGAGUCCGUUGCGUGUGGCAAGGACGAGGACUCGGAUGAGGAGUUCUUGCAGCUCCGUCAGGGCUCGAAGCGCAAGCGUGACGACGAGGACCCAGAAAAGGAAGAGUCCGGCAGCGAGUCCGUGAAGGACCCAGAGGAGACAGACACAACCUGCCAGGCGUUGAUGCGAGAUGUAGAGGCAAGUCGUGCAUUCUGCGGAGCCGUGAAGAAGACCCUCAACGACGAUGCCUUCUUGGCGGCACUGAACCACGUGAAAGAUGAUGCAGUUUGCAAGCGGUUGUGUUUGUUGGCGGCAGGUUUUCUUGAGGAGAUCGAAGGCAGUGACGGGGCAGAAGCAGACAGCCGGACGGCCUUCUUCGAGAAGGACUAUGUGGGCAAGAUGCUGCAGGAAACCUACCAAGUCGGCCUGCGUUUCUUCAAGUGCGUCUGCAAGCUCUUGCAGGUCCCCACGCAUUCGAUCUUGAAGAUCGAAGACGUUUCCCUCUACCUCCACUACAAGGGCCCAGAGACGUUCAUGAAGGCAAUUCGCUCCCUCCUCACCCAGCCCGAGCCCCAGAAUGAGAACUUCACCAAGACCAAGGAUGAGUCGCGACGCCUGCUGCAGGACUGCGUGUCCGACAUUAUGCGGACAGCUGCGACAGAAUCCGGCGGGUCCGCAGUUAAGGACACCCUGCUCAAGCGUUUGUCGGACGUCGGGGCAGACUUGACCCCAGGGUGCUGCGAGCCGCUGCAAGAAGCUUUGAAGCAGCUUCCGGUCCUGGAACGACAGGUGCGCAAGGGCGCCACGGGCGUUCUGAAGGACUGCUUGCUAAAGUCGGCAGUCAGCCUGACGGACGAGGCCGUCCUGCGCCAGAACGACGUGCGCAUCAACGGCCAAGACUUGGCGACAUUGAUGGCUGUCUUGAAGCACUUCCGCGACGACAAGGGGACCAAUGACCGCCGGAUCUCUUUGCAGGAGUGGGGAACAGCGAAUGUUGCGGUCAUGAACGAGCAGGAAGCCUCCAAGCUGUUGGCGAAGUUCGCAACCGAUGCGUCUCAGGCAGCUGCAAUGAAGGACGUGGCCUUCGAUGCAAAUUACAUGCUCGAAUUGCUUGCGAAGCUGCCCAGCACUGUGCAGCCCGAGACCGAGAAGGCGUUCCAGGCAGCACUCGGGUGGUUGGUGGAGAAAGCGUUGUUCGAGGUGAUGUCUGCCGAGGCAGCGGAGGAGACCACGGGUCUCAUUGUUCUGCUGAAGAAGUGUGUGGUUUUGGCCAAUUUGCCGCAGGAACAGGGUGCCACUUUGCAGUCCGUGCAGCAGAUGCUGAAGCAUGCCGUCAUGUUCCGGAGCCGUGCAAAGACGUUGUUCAACUUUGGCAAGGAUGCUGCGGAACGGCUCAAAAAAGGAUGGCAACAAGCUCAGCGUGACAACGGCAGCUGCAACUUCCAUGUCCACCUUGAAGCAGUCCUUGAAGGAGUUCGAGUCAAAGGUGCAGAAUGGCCACGCGGAUGGGAACAGCAAGUUGAAGGAGCUCGUCCCACGGCUCACGGAGAGUAUGCACUUGCUGCUCACGCAUGA